AUGCUUUCAAAUCAAGCUCAGGAUAAAUAUCAGCGUGCUAGUUUAUUGUCGAGUUAUUCAAAAACAAUUACACAACAUAAAUUUGAUUUGAUGACCUUAAAUCUUGAUACGAUACAGAACGUAAUACGUGGUCAUCAACAAAUACUUAAUAAUCUACAAAGCAAAUUGUCACAAUCAUGUCAUGAAUUAAUAAUUAAAGCUAUUGAAAAUCGUCGAAAAGCUAUGCAAAAACGUCAUGAAACAUAUUUAAAACAUAAAUUGCAUACUUUUUUCGACGAGUCUCUGGCGACAUCAAACGAAUAA
Rotaria sp. Silwood2 is the source of this 303-nucleotide messenger RNA. NCBI's taxonomy places the organism in Eukaryota, Metazoa, Rotifera, Eurotatoria, Philodinida, Philodinidae. The record is from the annotation of a GenBank genome assembly.